GUGUGUCACUUUCCCUGGCAUCAUUGACUGUAGUCUUAACUAAUUCCCAGUUGAAAACAGGAAGGCUGUGGACAUGUGGUGAAUUCUUCCCCCAUAAAUUCCUAAUGGAUACAAAUAAAAUCAGAGACACUUUGUUUCGGAAAUAUGUACAGAUUUGUGAAUUAAAAUUGAAUGAAAAGGAUCAUGCAGUUGAUGAUGCGGGCAUUAAGAAGACUGCUACCUCCUUACUUGAUUUAUAUCGCCAGGACUCUAAUGAAAGAUUUAAAGUCUUUAGAUUUUAUGAUAUAGUGGAGAAUGCUCUGAGGAUGGUCAGAACAUCAAGUUUAAGUGCGCUUCUCACUGCCUUUGGAAUUCUGGAAACCUUCUGCACUAACCUCUUUCUAUAUCCCUGGAAAAAAGAAUUUAAAACAAUAAAGACCUUCACAGGCCAUUUCGUCUACUAUAUCAAAUCUGCAUUGUGUGAAGAAGACAUUUGGAAUAUCCUAUAUCAGAUAGGAUACCAACUUGAAAAAGAAACAUUUGAACUGAAAAACAAAGUAAACACUAACUUUGUGAAAUUGAUUUCUUUUGAGCUGUUCCUGGCUGGAAUUGAAUGUGAGAAUUUAUUUGAAAUUUUUUCACAAAUAAAAAAUAAGGGCUAUUCAGAACUUAAUGUAGUUGAAGAACGAAAGAGCAGUGCAGAGGAUGUGAGAGGCUGCAUUGAUGCAAUGAAAAGACAAUGGAGACUAAUGGAAGAUUUGCAUACAUCCGUGACACAAAUGGACUUUCGAAGAUCAGAUGGUGAACGAUUAACAAACAGUUACAUGAAACAGUUAAUGUACAAGCCUUCAUCAUUUUUAGAUAGUGAUGAAAAUCACUUAGGAAAGCAGUUAAAUAAAGUUCAUUUGACACCUGUACAUCACAAGAAAGAGACUGUUUAUGGUUCUUCCUUUGAGGAAAUGACUGAUGAGAUUUGUCGUCCUACACCUUCACUUCUUGCUAUAUCAAGCUCCCCUCGUUUAGGGUCAGAGGAAUACUUGCAAUCUGUUAAUGACAAUUGGAGAAUAGAAAACAGUUUUAAUACAUCUCUCCAUGCACUUGGUGAUGACUUGGAUCUUUACACAGCUGAAGAUUCUAGAAGCACUUUAACACCGAGAUGGACAGACACAACAGGUCACAGUACAAGAUUGAUCAAAAAUAAUCAUUUAAGAGGCAUGUAUCAUGAAACCACGCACCUUACCAAAGAAAGUGUACCUAACACGGUUGCGUUGAAGUGCCAAAUGUGUGGAAUAUCCAGUGGUCUCAUAACUUGCCAAAAAUCUAAUGAGCCUUUUUGUAACCAAUGCCAUCAUAACACUGGAGAGUGUUCACUUUACUCUUGUAGACAGGAAUAUCCAAGAGACAUGGGUAUCUUAUCCCGCUCAUCCUCUGUCCAGAAUGAUCUUUCUAUGAGUUCACCUCUGAAAGAGCGAUGUGCAUUUUCUGUCACAUCCCAGUAUCAAGAGCACUUACCCAGUUCAAAGGACACCAGUACAUUGCGCUGCGGGUUUUGUGACAAAUCCGGUGCAAAGUUUACUUGUAUGAACUGUUCAAAAGUCUCCUGUGAAGUUUGCAGGACUGUUUAUCAUCGCGAUUAUUGCAACAAGAAUAAGACACAUAAUUUCCACCCAAACAAUCAGCUCAAUUACAAAUCUGGCAAAAUUUAUACCAUAUACAGAUGAAUUAUUAAAACUGGAAUAACAAAGCAUGAUCAGCCCUGGAAAAAUCUAUGCUGAGAAUACUUUGAAAACAGAUUUUAGGAUGAACGAUCCUGUUUAAAUACAAAUGCACACUGUGAAUUCUUGUACUACAAUAUGUACCUUGAAGUAUUUAAGUUGCUGCUAUAUUUUUCAAGGGCUGAUAUAUGUAAAUUGAAGCUGCUUUGAUCUAAAAUUUCAUACCAGUGCAAAAUGGGAUAAUGGUUUAGAACCUGGAACAACAAAUAUUUUUGUUACCAGAAGUGAAUGGGAGACAACAGCCUGCAAUAUUUUAUGCUGGAGGAUUUAGUGUAAAACUGUCAGAUGUUUAUAUAAUGAGCCUUUGUUAUUGAUGUGCAAUUUUCUCUUGCCUUUUUCUAAUGUGAUUGUGUUUCAUAUUUACUUUAUACUUAGAAUUGGUGGGCAAGUGUGUGUUUUCUGAUCAGAACCCUGAUCCUGUAAUGGUAUUCGUUGGCUUAUCCAUGCAUUUAUUUUUUUUGAAGACUGUUACAUAAUUUUUUGCUUGUAUGAAUAAAACUGUGCACCGGACAAUGCUAAA
This is a messenger RNA of Rhincodon typus (whale shark), 2274 nucleotides long. RefSeq names its product spermatogenesis associated 2 (gene spata2). The transcript is spliced from 2 exons. NCBI's taxonomy places the organism in Eukaryota, Metazoa, Chordata, Chondrichthyes, Orectolobiformes, Rhincodontidae. Gene Ontology annotation, biological process: protein K63-linked deubiquitination; regulation of tumor necrosis factor-mediated signaling pathway; protein linear deubiquitination. The record is from RefSeq and is a predicted model, not a curated record. Gene Ontology annotation, molecular function: zinc ion binding. Gene Ontology annotation, cellular component: cytoplasm. Bases 105 to 1700 code for a protein of 531 amino acids.